Molecule: messenger RNA, 975 nt
Organism: Hypoxylon trugodes
Lineage: Eukaryota; Fungi; Ascomycota; Sordariomycetes; Xylariales; Hypoxylaceae
Product: Aldo/keto reductase
Exons: 2
Coding region: 1-975 (324 amino acids)
Source: RefSeq, a predicted model, not a curated record
AUGGCGCCGAGAAUUCUUGUUGGAUCAGGGACCUGGGGUCACAACUUCAGCAUCGACCAAGUUCGCGAGCAGCUCACGAGCGUCGAAAAGCUGGGUUGGAAGGAGAUAGAUACAGCAGCCGUGUAUCCCUUCACCAACCCGAAUAUCGCAGAAAAAUUCAUUGGCGAGAUUGGCCACGAUGGCUUCGUUAUCGACACGAAGGUAAUGUGGUUUGACGGCGGGAAAAAUACGUUGACGAAUGAUGCGAUACAUAAGUCAAUCGACGAGAGUUUGGCGCGCUUGAAGACAGACAAGGUUAAUAUUUAUUACAUAUUGGGCCCGGAUCAUGUAACCCCUUUGGAAGAAUCAGCCGCGGCCUUGGACGCCGUGUACCGGCAGGGGAAAUUCGCGAAGCUAGGCAUUUGCAACUUCUCGCCGGAAAUGUUCGGAGAAUAUGUGAAUAUCUGCGAGAAGAAGGGAUAUGUGAAGCCAAGCGUAUUUCAGGGGCAGUACAAUCUUCUCUGUCGCACUUACGAGAAGACCUUAUUCCCUUUCCUCCGCAAGCAUGGUGUUUCCUUCGUCGCGUUCUCCGCCAUCGCUGGCGGAAUGUUAACCGGCAAAGUGACGCUUACAAACAAUGAUCCCGAAUCUCUCAAGGGGACGCGUUUCGAAGUUUCGAAAGACAAUAUCAUGGGUAUGGCUGGUAGAAUGUGGUACGACAAGCCAUGUUUCCACGAAGCGAUUCGCAAAUUGGCGGAAAUGUGCAAGGUUCAUGGGAUCGAUAUCGCCGAUGCCAGCAUGCGGUGGGUGCUGAACCAUUCGAUCUUGGACGGAGCUAAGGGUGAUGGCGUCAUCCUUGGACCUCGCAAUCAAAAACAAAUUGAUGCAUAUGAUGCUUCAAUUCGGGCGGGGCCUCUUCCGGCGGAAUUGAUCGAGGGCAUAAAUGGUCUCUGGGCAAGCAUAGAAGAAGAGGCUGCGUCAAUCCUCGUGUAUUAG